UUCAUUUCAUUCGUUCUUCAUUUGCUUUUGUGUAAAAUUUACGAUGCGUCGAAUCAAAUUUAUAAAUUUAAUCUAAACAAUGAAAUUCCAGUCUAAAUCAUUAAAAUUUUGCAACAGUAGAAAGCUGAUAGUGUGACUUUACAACCAAGAUACAUUUUACAUUAACUGAAGCAGCCUAAUUACAUCAAAUCUGACUCGUAAAUUACAAGUACUCUGCAAUGGAUCAGGACCAGCCCAUGGAGAUGAAGUUUGGAGGCAACAAUGAGGUGGGCGGCCUGGAGCUGUGUAUCGUGUGCGGGGACCGCGCCUCUGGACGACACUAUGGGGCCAUCAGCUGUGAAGGCUGCAAAGGCUUCUUCAAGCGGUCCAUCCGCAAGAAGCUGGGCUACCAGUGCCGCGGGACCAUGAACUGCGAGGUGACCAAGCACCACCGCAACCGCUGCCAGUACUGUCGCUUACAGAAGUGCCUGGCGUGCGGCAUGCGCUCCGACUCGGUCCAGCACGAACGCAAGCCCAUCGUGGACAAGGUGAAGUCUGAGGCGCGGGAGGGGGGCCUGCACGAGCGACAAGCCGCCUACUCCAAGCUGCUGGGGCUGGCGGGGCAGGCGCAAGUGGGACAGAUAAACCCGAAGGAGGAGCCGAGCGACGGCUACGGGCCGGUGUCGCCCGCCGCGCCCGCCAUUAACUUCGCGCUGGCGGCAGCCGUCGCCUUCAAUAAGGGUAACCCUGUCUCCCCCUACUUAAACGCGGGGGCGCCAGCCGACAUGGAGGGCGCGCGGCGGCAACAGAUCAUGCUGCAGACACAACUGGCCAAGAAUCUCUUCAAAAUGGGACAGUUUGGAGCUAUAAACGAGUAUCUGCAGUCAGCCUACGCAGCUACACCGCCUGAUGUGCCGCUCGCCUCGCACCACGCCGCCGCCGAGACUCAACAUGAAGAAGCCCCCUCAUCGAUCUUCUGCGUGCCGCUGACUCUCCAGCUGAAUCUGAACCAGGGCGCGAUGGGAGCGGCGCCGCUCCGCCUCCACGCCCUGUGCGAGGGCGGCGCCCGCCUACUGGCCGCCCUAGCUUCGUGUGCUGCUAGGCUGUGCGCCCCUCAUGAUAUGACGUUCGAAGUGCAAGUGACACUGCUGAAGAAGUGCUGGCCGGAACUGUUCGUACUAGGACUCGCUAAGUAUUCACAGGAGCUGUCCCUACAAACGAUGAUUCCUCUGCUGGUAAACCACCUGCAGACGAUGCUGCGCGAGCGAGCCGUGAAGAAGGAGGAUGAUGAGGACUUGCUGGCCGCUUGCGAUGUCGAGGUGUCCCCAUCAGACUACUCCGACGAGCGAGUCGCCGAGGUCUCGCUCGGGCUGUCCCGGCUCGCCCGGGUGACGUCGGCGCUGCACGACGCGAGACUCACGCGCGCCGAGACGUCGCAUCUGCGCGCGCUGUGCCUGUUCUCACCCGACGGUGCCCCGGAAGCGUUGACCAAGAAGUUGCAAGACAUUCAGAUGAAGGUGCUCCGUUCCUUCAAGGCGAGCUACCAGAACGACGAAGAAGACCGCAUGGCCUCCUUGCUUUUAAAGCUGCCAGUACUGCGCAGUUUCACCGCAACCUUCUUGGAAGAUGUCUUCUUCGUAGGAUUCGUAGGCGACGUGUGCAUAGACGAGGUUAUACCGUAUUUGCUGAACUCUGAACGCUGAUUGGUCGGUGUGUUUUGUUUUUAAUGUCUAUGGAGGGUUUGGAAAGUAUUUUUUUCGGUAUUAGUUUACCGUUUUAUUAACUGUGUUAAAAGCUGUUUUGAUAGAUAAUGAGGCUGUUUGAAGGUGUUUUGAAGAUUAUAAAGGUGCACGACAGAUAUUUUUUAAAUAUUAAGUAUUAAUACGUAAAUAUUGGACUAAUUUUGAUGAUUAUUUAUCGCAUCGUUAAAGUUACACUUAUAAAUGAUUAAUUAACGUUUGACGGAUCCGUAAAUAAUGCAAGAAUAUAAUUAUCAGAGUAUAAUAUUCUCUGAAAAACAUAAGUUUUAUAAUAAUAUGUUAUUUGAUGAAAAUAAAACAUAUUUUUACUGUAUUAGAAAUUCAGAGGCUUUCUACAUUGUGGUGCUUAAAAAUAUUGUGGUUAUUAAAAAAAACAAUGGUGUUUUAAGUAAAUAAACUAUUUUAUUAAAAUAUAAAUAAAAUAUAAAUUAUGAGUAGGUAGCAUAUUAAAAGAAUAAAUUGUGCAAUUUCACUGAUUUUGAGACAAAAUUUCCAUUUGGUUAAUCAAUUUUAGUUUCUUAUUAUAAUAAUUUAGAUCUCUAACAAUUAGGUUUAGGUACUUCUUAAUUUCGUCCAGUGUAGUUAUAGUUUAACUAAAAUAAGCUUUAAUUCUAUUUUGAAUAAUUUAAGGACAUUAUUGUUCUCUUAACUUAUGUGCCUUUCGCGAAACCUACAUAAUAUACUGAUAAGAUCAUGUAA
Messenger RNA from Plutella xylostella (diamondback moth), 2438 nucleotides. NCBI's taxonomy places the organism in Eukaryota, Metazoa, Arthropoda, Insecta, Lepidoptera, Plutellidae. The record is from RefSeq and is a predicted model, not a curated record.